AUUGCACGUUCUGAUAAUCAGUCGUCGACCAGUUCACUUUUCGCUCAGCGCUCCCCCCUCUAAUUCCCAGUCUCCCAUCUUCUACGCAACAUCAAGGCCAACAUCCGCACUCGAGUAUAGCGUAGUAUUUGGGCUUCUUUUCCCCUCCCGUCCCCCUACCCGAGGCGCGGAGUCGCUACCAGGCUGCCAUACAGCUAACAGCAUACAGCCAUUGCCAGCAGCGACCAUGAUCUAGUCGCGAUCGCUUCGCUCUUGCACACGCUUCGUUUUGUGGCUGUGAUCGAGUGCGGGUUUCCGACGCACAGUUUGCGUUAUACCUCGUACCUCGCAGAGUCGCGAAUCGCAGUCCAGUCGUCGACCAGUGCGAAGAGCAGCUAUACAGUCGACCGGAAUCAAUACAGCUUCUAUCCAACGCAGGACUACGGUACUCUCUGCUGUUGGCGCCGUCUCGACAACGCCGCACUUCGGAGCAACGACUCCGCUCUUCUCAGCCAUGGCCGAAAACGAUCAUUUUGAUUGGGGCAAUGAAAAGCUGCAGCGAGCUCAGAAGACCAUUGAAGAAACACAGUUUGAUCUUGAGGCAUGGAGCCUCCUUAUUCGAGAAGCACAAAACAGGCCUAUCGUAGAAGUACGACCAGUUUUUGAGAAACUCGUAACUGUCUUUCCAUCAGCAGGUCGAUACUGGAAAAUUUAUAUAGAACAAGAGAUGAAAAUGCGCAACUUUGAAAAAGUGGAAAAGCUUUUCCAGAGGUGUCUUAUGAAAAUCUUAAAUAUUGAACUAUGGAAAUUAUAUCUUUCUUAUGUCAAGGAGACAAAAGCCAGUCUUGCCACAUACAAAGAAAAAAUGGCCCAGGCGUACGAUUUUGCUUUAGAUAAAAUUGGAAUGGAUAUACACUCUUACAGUAUAUGGAACGAUUAUGUAGUAUUUUUAAAAAGUGUCGAAGCUGUUGGCUCAUAUGCUGAAAACCAAAGAAUAAGCGCUGUACGCAAGGUUUAUCAACGUGGAGUCGUAAACCCUAUGAUCAACAUGGAACAAUUGUGGAAAGAUUACAUGGCUUUCGAACAAAACAUUAAUCCUAUUAUUGCAGAGAAAAUGGCUAUAGAAAGAUCGAGAGACUACAUGAAUGCCAGAAGAGUAGCCAAAGAACUGGAAGCAGUAACAAGAGGACUGAACAGAAGUGCGCCGAGUGUACCUCCAACUGGUCAUCCGGAAGAAAUUAAACAAGUCGAACUGUGGAAAAAAUAUAUUGCUUGGGAGCGUAGCAAUCCUUUGAGAACCGAAGACACGUCGCUGGUCGCUCGUAGAGUCAUGUUUGCGAUUGAGCAGUGCCUGCUGUGCCUAGGCCACCACCCGGCUGUCUGGCAUCAGGCCGCUCAUUUUCUCGAACUUAGCUCUAAGAUUCUCACAGAGAAAGGUGAUGUUAAUGCGGCGAAAAAUUUGAGCGACGAGGCUGCCACAAUGUUCGAACGGGCUACCAAUACUCUUUUGUCGAAAAAUAUGUUGUUGUAUUUUGCGCACGCCGAUUUUGAGGAGGGCCGAGUUAAGUACGAAAGAGUGCACCAAAUUUACCAGAAGUUCGUUGACAUAACGGACAUUGACCCGACACUGGCAUAUGUACAAUACAUGAAAUUUGCUAGAAGGGCCGAAGGAAUCAAGUCAGCCAGAACUGUGUUCAAGAAAGCUAGGGAAGAUCAAAGAUGCAGACAUCACGUAUACGUUGCAGCAGCUCUUAUGGAAUACUAUUGUACAAAGGAUAAAAAUAUAGCUUUCCGGAUAUUUGAGCUUGGGCUGAAGAAAUUCGCCGAUAAUCCAGACUACAUACUAUGCUACAUAGAUUACUUGUCACAUUUGAACGAGGACAAUAACACAAGGGUAUUAUUUGAACGCGUGUUAUCAUCAGGCAGUUUAGAACCCGAAAAAUCUGUCGAUAUAUGGAACCGAUUUCUAGAAUUCGAAUCAAACAUUGGAGAUUUAGCAAGUAUAGUCAAAGUAGAGAAACGACGAAGUGCAGUUUUAGAAAAGAUUAAAGAAUUUGAAGGUAAAGAAACAGCGCAACUUGUAGAUCGAUACAAAUUCUUAGAUUUAUAUCCUUGCACGCCGAUGGAAUUGAGAUCAAUUGGAUACAUGGAAGUGUCUAGUGUGAAUAGAAAUACAAAUGGUCCACUACCUCGUGUAGCCGAUACAGAAGAAGUUAUUGCAGCAUUACCAAGGCCUGAUUUAUCGCAAAUGAUUCCGUUUAAACCAAAAGUCAACCCAUUGCCAGGAGAGCAUCCUGUCCCAGGUGGAUCAUUCCCACUGCCUCCAGCUGCAGCUCAAUUAUGCACGAUGUUGCCACCACCUGGAUGUUUCAGAGGUCCCUUUGUGUCAGUUGAAUUGUUAAUGGAUGUCUUUAGCCGAAUUCAGUUGCCUGAUCACGCACCUUUGCCAAUAGCGGAUAAUGGUUGCGACACGAAAUUGUUUGACUUAGCUAAAUCCGUUCAUUGGAUUGUUGAUGAAACAGCCGAUGGUAAAAGCAUUGUCAAUAAUCGUAAGAGGACUAGAUUAGGUGGAGAUGACAGCGAAGAAGAAGACUUACCACCACCACCCGCUAAUGAUAUCUAUAGGCAAAGGCAACAAAAGCGUGUAAAAUAAAAUUAUGUUCGAGAAAAAAAAACUAUUAUGAACACUGCGAUUGUGUAAAAGUGUUAAGUCAUUUUGAAAUAUAAAUUUUUUAAUUUGUAAAUUCGGUAUUUUAUGAAUUUGUGACAAAAUAAGUACGGGAAUUAGUUGAAAUGAUAUCGAAAUAUUCAAUCGAUUUUUUUUAUAAUCUCACUUUAAAAGAAAUCGGAUGAUCAACCUUUCAAUUAAUUACUAUGAGUGUGGUAAAGUAUAUUUGAAAGUGACUCAAUACUCGAAUAGAAAACGUUGAAAAUUAUCAAUUAUGAGAAUCUAUCCUCUUAAGUUUAAGUUUAGUCCAUUUUUUGUCGUUUCUAAAUCAAGUCAAUCGAUUGAACGCAUUUGUUUCUUUGAAACUUGAUUGACCGUAUAUGCUUACUUAUUGAGUACCAUGUACUCUGUAUGAUUUAUAAAACCUCAUAAAAUUACAAUAAACGUGUACAUAUAUAUUCGUAUGAAUUUUCCAAUGAAUUAAUAAAGAAUAAAAGAUUAAAAGUGAUUUUAGUGACAAAUUAUAUUGACAAUGGAUAAAUACAAAUGAAUUUAUCAAUGAGAUAUCUAAAAUAUCACGUUAAUGAAGCUUUUCAACAUUCCUUUGGAUUAUAAAGGACCCUUAUUUGAAGAAAUAAAAUGGCAACAAAUAAAUUUUGGAAAAAAUCUAUAAAAAAUAAUGUAAUUUUUACUUUUAUACUUAUCCUAAAGUUACUUAUAUUUAUAAAUUAACAGUGCUAAUUCUCAUCAUUACUUUUCGAUAUUUGUAAUGUCUUAAAUAAGUAGAGUGAAUAUUUACUAAGUAAGCCGUAUUUGAUUUGAAUUUAUGUAUAAAUAAUGAACUAUAUUUUUUCAAUUUGUAUUCAUUCAAAAAGAACCAAAAAGUAAAAAAUGCAUCCUCGCCAUCUAUUUUUGCUUUUACAAGCCGCUUGACAAAAUAAACAAACUGGUGGACUUUAAUGAAUUUGGCCAGCAUUGCUUAGGUAAUAUUUAAAAUUUUGGAAUAAAGUUAUGUUAUAAGUGCCAUGUUACUUUUAAAUAAUCGAUGUUCUUUAUGAAUUAAAAAUAUGUAGUAGUUGCUAUAUAUUAGCUACGUGUAUGAGUUAUAAUUAUUAAUUUUUUGAUUGUCGCGUGCGAUACACGAAUGUUUUCUAUGAUGAUAUUUCCACAAAUCAUGUCAUAAAGGAAUAUUUAUCCUAACCAUUGAGUCCAGUUUAUUUAGGGCUUCUUGCUUUUUAUUUUUCGGGACAAAAUGCUGGAAAUAAGUUCGAAACCACCACAAGCUCUUCAUGUUUUACGUUUUUCUAACAUGAUCACCGAUGAUCACAUUUUUUUCGUUCAAAACUUUAAAUUGUUAGUUCUUUCAUAUUUAAUACAGAUUAUCGCAAAACACGUCUCGCUGAAAAUUUUGCGCUGAUUUAUGGUUUUAUAAGAAUAUUUAUAUAUUAUUUUGUUAAAAAUAUCAAUAUACAGUGUAGCAUGAGUGCGUGGAAAAAUGUUAACUGCUAGUGAACAACAAAACUCAUGUAAUCAUUAUAAUGUCAAAUAUAAAAGAGUGAAAUCUAAAA
Molecule: messenger RNA, 4215 nt
Organism: Nasonia vitripennis (jewel wasp)
Lineage: Eukaryota; Metazoa; Arthropoda; Insecta; Hymenoptera; Pteromalidae
Gene: su(f)
Product: suppressor of forked
Exons: 13
Coding region: 494-2632 (712 amino acids)
Biological process (GO): mRNA 3'-end processing
Cellular component (GO): nucleus
Molecular function (GO): protein binding; mRNA binding
Source: RefSeq, a predicted model, not a curated record